ACCUACCCCAAGGGGAUGUAUUGUGUGGGGCUGCCCAGCCAGAAGACCCUGUACCAGCUGCAGGCUGAGCGGAUUCGGCGUGUGGAGCAGCUGGCCAGCAAGCGCCACGGGACCCGCUGCACGGUGCCUUGGUACAUCAUGACAAGCGAGUUCACUCUGGGGCCCACGGCCGAGUUCUUCAAGAAGCACAACUUCUUCCACCUGGACCCCGCCAACGUGGUCAUGUUUGAGCAGCGCAUGCUGCCUGCAGUGACCUUCGACGGCCAGGCCAUCCUGGAGCGGAAAGACAAGGUCGCCAUGGCCCCAGAUGGCAACGGGGGCCUGUACUGUGCCCUUUCGGACCACCAGGUCCUGGAGGACAUGGCGUGCCGUGGCGUGGAGUUUGUGCACGUGUACUGCGUGGACAACAUCCUAGUGCGGCUUGCUGAUCCCCUCUUCAUUGGCUUCUGUGUGCUGCAGGGUGCGGACUGCGGUGCCAAGGUGGUGGAAAAGGCAUACCCCGAGGAGCCCGUGGGCGUGGUGUGCCAGGUGGACGGCAUGCCGCAGGUGGUGGAGUACAGCGAGAUCAGCCCAGAGACAGCGCAGCUGCGGGCGCCUGACGGGAGUCUGCUCUACGGCGCGGGCAACAUCUGCAACCAUUUCUUCACCCGAGACUUCCUCCACGCUGUCAUCCAGGAAUUUGAGCCCUUGCUGAAGCCGCACGUGGCUAUCAAGAAGGUUCCUUACAUGGACGAGGAGGGGAACCUGGUGAAGCCAUUGAAACCCAACGGGGUCAAAAUGGAGAAGUUUGUGUUUGAUGUGUUCCCGUUUGCUAAGAAUUUCGUUGCCUUUGAAGUGCUGCGGGAGGAGGAGUUUUCCCCGCUGAAGAACGCGGACCCUGCUGACAGGGACAGCCCCUCCACCGCCCGGCGGGCCCUGCUGGCGCAGCACUACCGCUGGGCACUGCAGGCGGGUGCCCGCUUCCUGGACACCCAUGGGGCCUUGCUCCCCACGUCGCCUGGGCUGCCCGGAAGUGAAGAUCCUCCGGCCAUCUGUGAGAUUUCACCCCUAGUGUCCUAUUCCGGAGAGGGUCUGGAGGAGUAUCUGCAGGGCAGGGAGUUUCCGUCUCCCCUCAUCCUGGACGAGGCCCAGGCGCUGCUGCUCCAGGAGUCGUGA
Molecule: messenger RNA, 1155 nt
Organism: Trichechus manatus latirostris (Florida manatee)
Lineage: Eukaryota; Metazoa; Chordata; Mammalia; Sirenia; Trichechidae
Gene: UAP1L1
Product: UDP-N-acetylglucosamine pyrophosphorylase 1 like 1
Exons: 8
Coding region: 16-1155 (379 amino acids)
Biological process (GO): UDP-N-acetylglucosamine biosynthetic process
Molecular function (GO): UDP-N-acetylglucosamine diphosphorylase activity
Source: RefSeq, a predicted model, not a curated record